Messenger RNA from Trichoderma virens Gv29-8, 505 nucleotides. RefSeq lists its product as uncharacterized. The transcript is spliced from 4 exons. The record is from RefSeq and is a predicted model, not a curated record. Bases 64 to 255 code for a protein of 63 amino acids. Gene Ontology annotation, biological process: mitochondrial electron transport, cytochrome c to oxygen. Lineage: Eukaryota; Fungi; Ascomycota; Sordariomycetes; Hypocreales; Hypocreaceae.
CAUCAAACAGCCAAACAACGCAUCUCACAGCUUCAGAACAGCUUGGAAAGCUCUCUAUUCAAAAUGGCUAUCGCACCGAUCACUGGAAUGCUGCGGCGACAGCUCAUCCUUGACCUUGGCGUCGGUCUUGGAUCCGGAUUCAUCAUGGCCAACUGGUACUGGUACGGCUACCACAUGCCCCGAACCAACGGCCGAGACGCCUACUACGCCAAGAAGGAGGCCGAGCGUGCUGCCGCGCUGUCACAGGCACAGUAAGGGACAAUUGCAUAUAUGGGUGGACCGAGAGGGAAUGCGACAUGGACAACUGUUGGUCGAAUAGAAGGUGAAUGACGGGGCCAACGGACUGUUCGUUGUUGCAGGAGCAUGGCUGCUUGGCGGAUAUCAGAUAUCACGGAAGAAAGGCAGCCAGGCGAACCUCUACUUAGACCAAUAAGUCUCGGGGCAAUACGAUUCUAUUAUCUCGCUUGGCUUAGUAUAUUUAUUGAUGUACCGAUUCCCCUUUGCA